Messenger RNA from Musa acuminata AAA Group (dessert banana), 1051 nucleotides. RefSeq names its product BAG family molecular chaperone regulator 1-like. NCBI's taxonomy places the organism in Eukaryota, Viridiplantae, Streptophyta, Magnoliopsida, Zingiberales, Musaceae. The record is from RefSeq and is a predicted model, not a curated record. Gene Ontology annotation, molecular function: adenyl-nucleotide exchange factor activity; protein-folding chaperone binding. Bases 167 to 922 code for a protein of 251 amino acids. The transcript has 4 exons. Gene Ontology annotation, biological process: protein stabilization. Gene Ontology annotation, cellular component: cytoplasm.
UGGGCCAGUGUGAGCUGUAUGGACACGUGCCGCUUCUCCAUAGGGUGGGUGCGCUGGAUCCUGCGCUUCCGAUUCCGGCAGGUAUAAAAGACCUCCGACCGCCUCUAAAUUGUCGGUAGCUAAGUCUCGCCGAGCCGGAAGAGGGAGGGAGACGCGGGCGGCGGAGAUGAUGCGGCGUUCGGGCUCGGAAGGGGGGUCGAGUGGGGGGUCGGCAGAGGAAAUGUGGGGGGAGGCGGCGGGGUGGGAGAUGAGGCCGGGAGGUUUGCUGGUCCAACAGCGGGCUCCGGUCCCCGGGAGACCGCCGCCGCCGCAGGUGCGUGUCCGAAUCUCGUAUGGCGCUGCCAGAUACGAGGUCUCCGUCUCCUCCGUCGCCACCUUCGGAGAAUUGAAGAAGCUUCUGACGGCCAAUUCAGGGUUGCAGCCUGCCGAGCAGAGGCUGCUUUACAAAGGGAAGCAGAGAGGCGACAGCGAGUACCUUGAUGCAUGUGGUGUGAAGAACCGGUCUAAGAUUGUGUUGGUUGAGGACUCGACAAGCUUGGAGAGAAGAUAUACUGAGAUGCGCAAGAAUGCAAGGAUGCAAAGGGCCCACCGAGCCGUCUCCACCAUUUCACUAGAUGUUGACAAAUUGGCAGAUCAGGUUACUACCAUGGAGAAAUAUAUUAGAAAUGGAAAUAAAGUUGCUGAAGUACAGAUCACAACAUUAAUAGAGUUGCUCAUGAGACAAGCUAUUAGACUGGAUAGCAUUUCCGCUGAGGGAGAUGCUUCUUCCCAAAGAAAUCUGCAGGUUAAAAGAGUACAAAAAUGUGUUGAAACACUGGAUGUGCUGAAAGUUUCCAACACCAAAUUGAAGCCAGUGGUUGUGACAACAAAGUGGGAGACAUUUGAUCCACCAACAACAACACAAUGGGAGUAUUUCGAGUGAUUAUACUCUUUCUCCUCCUCCUCUCAUUCUUUUGGUGUAUUGUUCAAGUGUUCACCAGGUAUGCAGUAAACAAAUUGAAGUGUUUUCAUACAUUGAUCAGCUCAAUAACAAUUGCCUCUUUGUUUGCCA